This is a messenger RNA of Dermochelys coriacea (leatherback sea turtle), 3221 nucleotides long. It is a transcript of the gene GPRIN3, whose product is annotated as GPRIN family member 3. The record is from RefSeq and is a predicted model, not a curated record. Gene Ontology annotation, biological process: neuron projection development. Bases 362 to 2803 code for a protein of 813 amino acids. Gene Ontology annotation, cellular component: plasma membrane. The transcript is spliced from 2 exons. Lineage: Eukaryota; Metazoa; Chordata; Testudines; Dermochelyidae.
GCCGCGGAGCUCCCGCCCCUCCCCCGCGGGCUGGGCGGUCACCCUUGGGCUCGCGCUUCCCCGCGCGUCUUCGCCGCUGCCGGUAUCGAUUUGCCUCGCGGCGGGAAGGGGGGAGGGGGCUCGCCCCCGGGAUCUCUGCGGCCGCCCCCCCCGGGAGGAAGCGCUUCCUUUGCUGCGCGGAGGAUGGAUUUCUCUGCAAGGUCAGCUGUGCCUUCGGCUGCGCUGCAGCGCCUUCCCGGCGGCCUUGAAGAUUGGCUCUAAGGGAAAGUUGUUCCUGACCACAUUCCCCUUGAUACAAACAUUGCUCUGCAAGAGUAUUGCUGGAAGAAACUGACUGCAAGCUACAGCUCAAAGAAGUUCCAUGGGGACAGUACCAGAUCCUCUGAGGUCUGCCAAACUUUUGUUGGUUGCUGCUUCUGAAGAGAGAGAUUGCCUGGGAGAUCCGCAAUCCACUAAGCACCAGAACAAACAAGCAAGCAUAGAGAGGAGCAGUAAUGGCAUUUCUUACACCAAGGCUGAAUCUGCUGGAGUUUGCUUGUUUGAUCUGAACUGUACUGUAGUUUCCGAUAUCCAAAGGGAUGAGCACCUCUAUGGGGAUGAUACUAGCAGGCCAGACAUGUUUUUGCCUGAGUUCUUCAGCCAAGCUGAAGAAGUGCCUCCUGCAUGUACCAAGUCGUCCAGUAACUCGGAGCAAACGGGCAGCCGUGACGCCACAGUGCAAGCACAGGUUGUAGCAAAAACCUCUGCAGCUGGACAUGCAACAGAUAUGAUGCCAGCUACCCACAAUUCCAACCAGCUUAUACAAAGCAACCUAUCAAGGAUAAGGUCACUGGCACAAGUUGAUGACUGUGCAGUGAAGGUCUGUGGGAUGAAUAAUCCAGUGGAACUUCAGGAGUUAAAUUAUCCAUCCCUAGACAACACUAUCAAGGGUAGUGAGUCCUGUCACCAUUCUUCUCAGGCAAAUACCCUGCAAAGAAUAGACAUGGAGAAAGAAAAAGCAGUGGAAAUAACUGACCCUGGCUUCUCUCUGGCAGCCACUGCAGUGAGGGACUUUGAAGCUAUUCCUGAUCUGGGAAUCAGGCCGCAGGUUUAUUCAGAAGCAGAGAUAAAGGAUGCAAAUGAUGUGAAAUCCUGUCCCACUUUUAGGACUGCUCUUGCGCAGACCAAUAAGGCUUUGCCACAAUCCGGCCUUGAGGGGACACAGCCCUUGUGCGAGGCAGAGAUGGAGAAAAUAGGACCAGUGCUGCCCCAGCUCUCCAAGUUCAGAGAAGUAGGUACAAUGACAGUCCAGCCUGAGAGCACAUCUUUAACUCGGGAGGCAGUAAUCAAGACAUGGCAUGAUGCUGAGGUUCAGGCAGUGGCCAGUAUGGAGAGCAAAUCUGCUUCCACCAGCCCAAGUAUCCUUGCUGCAUUCCUCAAGGGGAAUCCUCCUUCAGAGGCAAAGGAGCAGUUGCACGUCAUUUAUCAGAGUGGUGGUGGACAGAACCCAUCAGAACUUGUUGACAACUUUGCAUCACUCCAAAAGCCAGCCUGGUGUCCUGGUAUCAUGCCAGAAGGGUACUCUCUGACAGCUGCGAUAGAUGCACUGGAAGCUCAGCCUGCCCAACUGCAAAAGCAUCAAGGAGACGCUCCUGACACCAUCUGUCCAGUGCUGGCAGGUAGCAUAACACCUGUCUGUCCAUGCCAACAAGGAGCCGGGAACACCCAAGGAACACCGGCUGAUAGGGCAGAAACCCAAGUAGCCUGCUUGGCCAGAGACAGCACAGACAUUCCUUCACUGCCAUCAGAUGCUGCAGUCUUACUGAAGGCAAAAUCUGUGUGCCAGAUUACGGUUAACACCAGUAAUCAACCUGCAGCACCUAAGCAGUCUGGAGAUGGUGAACCCCGCCCGUCUCCAUUUACAGCUGUCCCUGAAACAAGCAACAACUUUCUGCACCAAGUCAGUGAUUCAGAAAGUAACCAGUCACCUGGACACGGACACGGUAGUGUACCCCAUGGAACUGAGCAGACAGAGACCCUGUGCAGCGCAGCUGGUAGCAGCACUGAUAGCAAGCCUCUGCAGUUCCCACGUGUUGAUGAAGUGCGAAUCAGUCCGCUUAAUGUCAAAACCGAGAGAAAACCAAAGAAGGAAGAAAAGUUAUUGUUGCGUGAAGCUAAAGGAGGAGUUAACACCAGCACUGGAGCUGCUGCUAGCUCUGUGAAGGUAUAUGCACCACGCACGGUUAAAAUGGAGCAGGAUAAGAUGUUGGAAGAAACUAAUCAGGCAAAGAAGUCCAGCAGCCUGAGUCUGCAAGCUGGAUUGACACCUGAGUUGAAUAUGUAUUCUACCCACGACACCCAUAGGCUGGAGACCCCAACAGCUCCACCAUGUCAAAUUAGCAAGGCCAGUGAAACCAGGAAGGAACCAACAGCUGUUCCUGCCUCUGCUCCACUACUGCCACACCUUGGGGAAAAGAAGAAAAAGCCCACUGUGGCCACGGAGGCCAAAGUACAGGUGCAGCAAUCCAAGCACGUCAGAGAUGUUGUGUGGGAUGAACAAGGCAUGACAUGGGAGGUAUAUGGUGCUUCACUAGACCCAGAGUCACUGGGGAUCGCUAUCCAAAAUCACUUACAAAGACAAAUACGAGAACAUGAGAAACUGAUCAAGGCACAAAGCGCCCAGAACCGGAAAUCGAUUUCCUCGGAUACAUCUUCAAAUAAGAAACUUAAAGGGAGGCAGCAUAAUGUGUUCCAGUCCAUGCUGCAGAACUUUAGGCGACCUAACUGCUGUGUCCGACCUGCUCCUUCUUCUGUGUUAGACUGAUAGGGGUUUGUGUGUCCACACGUACAACCCCCUCUCCCCAAAGGUGGAAAUAAACCCCACUGCUCAGUUGUAUUAUCUGGGAUUAUAAUGCGGUGACCGUGGAAAUUCUUACCGGAAAUUUUAAGAAUAGUCACUACAUUGUCCCUUGAUGAGGUAUCGCCCCUUUGUUAUUUCCAUAGUAGACCCUCACCCAGUCUACCGUCAAAUGAAAAACGAGGCACUUUGCAAAAGCACAAUUUUAAAUUGCCAACUGACUGGAGUGAGAAUGGGAUCUCCUGACUAGACAUGAGGCAGAGAGAAGAAUCGUAUAAGUGUUUCUAAAAAGUGAUUUUUUUUUUGUUGUUUCACAAGGACUAGCAUAAGGUGUGGUGGUGAUUGUUCUUUUUAAUUAAACUAACCUUAAAUAGCUGUAAACACA